CUUUAGUGUUUACAAAGUUCAUUUAUACAGUGAGCUGAAGAAAGCACGCGUACACCAGACGCUUGCUCUUUAUUCCAAGCACAACUGAAGCAUUUUUUUUUCAUCACACGGACAUGUCGACAUCAGAGCAAAAUCUUUCCGACGAAUUCGAAGGGGAACUGCCGGCGGAGGAGAAGCCUCGUCUUACCUUCACACCAGAUGUUCCAUUGGCCAUUCAUUACGGGCAUAAACUGGAUAUGACAGAUAGGGAUCCCGUCAAAAUGAACGACCACGUAAAGGUACAGAAAUAAACACAAAGGAAAUGUUUUUCAAGUAAUUUACUCUAUUUGCAUCAAUGACCUCGAUAAACAAAAAUGUUAGGCGAUCCUUUAUUUCAUACGAGUGUUUUUAGGAGAGGGGUGUUGACACUGUCCAUUCGGUGUCACUUUUGAGCGGAAAUUUUUCAAUAUAACGAGCAAAAAUUUCGGGAAACCAUGUUCAAUUUCUUUUAGUAACACCGUUGUAGCAAAGAAUUUUGUCAUGAGUGCAUACGCGUUGACAUUCUUAAAUUCUCUGGUUUAAAGAUCAAAGAGUUCUUUAAUUUGAACUUAAAUUGGGUCAUGGCUGAAGGAAUACUGAUUAGCUUGUGUAUUGAUUACAGGGGUUGACAUUUGAUCCAGCUUUGUGGAAAGUCUUUUGAUCAGCCCUCUCACCGCUGAAAAGGGUAUUUUUGUGACUCGCGUGGCGUGACACCCAUUCUUAGAACAAUAGAAAGAGUCUUUAUCUGUAACCUGAAAUGCAACUGAAAUUAAACGUAUUUUUCAAAGAUUAAACGCAUAGAUUUUGAAAGCGCAGUACUAAACGAAAUGGGAAUGAGUAUUUCGUUGUAAAUGAUCGAUUUUUAUAUGAUUAUUUCAAGCGUAAUUUUCUACCAGAAACAAGCAAUGAAAUAAACUUCUGAAAAGCUAAAACCAUUGACGACUUGCAAAAAAAAAGUGACUCGGAAAGAAAGAUUUCUUGCUCACGAAAAGAUUGAUUUUUCAUUUACGGACAGGUUUUCUUUCAAGACGUAUUUGCUGAGCCGGAUGGUUCCCACAGCAUUGAUGGGGUCUGGCGGACGAGCUUCAAUACGUUCGUAGCCACCAAGUACUGGUGUUACAGGAUAAUUACAGCUAUAUGUGGAGUACCUACUGCCAUCUUGUGCGGAAUCUACUUUGCUUGUCUAAGUUUUGAUUACAUCUGGUGCAUCAUGCCCUGUUUGCGCGCUUACGUCAUUGAGCUGCAGUGCCUUGGGAAGCUGUUUAGCCUGUGUGUGCGCACAUUCUUCGACCCGUUUUUUGAGUCUGUGGGAAGAAUUUUUGGUGGAAUGAGGAUUUCUCAUGCAAGGGAAGACAACAAACCCUUUUCGGCAUGAUAACAUUUGUCUUGUCACACAAAUGUUUCUCAUUGAGUUGUCUCGAUUUUCUUAAAGUGCAGAGAAAAGAACUUUAAACAUAACGCUAAACCUAGGAAUUCCGUACUCAUGUUUUACUAAAGUUCGUCAGUAUUAUACCAUUAAUAUAUAUCAACCAACCUAGAAUAUAAUCUUAUAUACCGCAUUUACAAUUAUUAAGGCUCAAUUCAACUAUUCGCCUAGGAAUUUGCAAAGUUUGUUCGCUCACCUUGCAGAACCGAACGUUGCAAGACGAACUUUAUGAUUAGCCUAGUUUAUAGAUUACAAAUAUUCAUGGCUUUUUAAUUCCGGUUGUGUUCUAGCAUGUCUCUAAUUGAACAUACGUCUUCUAUACAUA
This is a messenger RNA of Pocillopora meandrina, 1769 nucleotides long. NCBI's taxonomy places the organism in Eukaryota, Metazoa, Cnidaria, Anthozoa, Scleractinia, Pocilloporidae. The record is from the annotation of a GenBank genome assembly.